ACAAGCUGGAUAUCAAUGCGAUUUGGGCAUAAGGAACGCUGAACUCUCUGAUUACGUAUCAAACGGACGAUCAGCUGAACGCGCCAGCGCCGCUUUUGUACAUAUUUGAGAACACCGGGCGCUUUGAUAACUGAACUUUGUCCCCUCUGGAUCGUUCAGCAGGUGGAUUCUAAGUUUGAUGCCGUGCCAUUCUGUACGGUUAGAUGGGUUGGCCGCAUAUAUAAACGAAAGCAAGGUGCCAUUGCUUGCGCCAGUAUCAGCACCCAGACAUCCUCGACUAUACCUUACUAGCGACAGUCAAGCAGUCAAGAUGGCUCUGAUGUCUGCUGCUUUCAACAACUUCGAUCUAGGCAGCGGCAUGCUGCUUCCGAUAGUUCUGGGCAUAGUUGCCCACGUUGUCUUCAAGAAGUUCGAGCCAGCGGGGUUAGUGCCCCUCACUGCGUUGUUGGGAGUGGUACCUGCCAUAUCAGCAUAUAUGCUGCGCGAUUCUCACACGUCGAUCACCUGGACGUCGCUGGUUGCAUAUCUAUACUAUUAUGCGGCCUUAUUGACAUCGACGGUCAUGUAUCGCUUGUCUCCUCGGCAUCCAAUGGCAAAACACCCCGGUCCAAUCAUGUGUAAGAUUUCCAAGAUCUGGCUGACCUAUAUCGUAACUCGAGGCAAAUUACACAUUUAUCUACGUCAAUUGCAUGAGACAUAUGGGCCUAUUGUCCGCAUCGGACCUAAUGAGAUAUCUGUCGUCGAUGUCGAAUUGAUUCCGUAUAUUUUGGGACCCGAUGGCAUGCCGAAGGGCCCUCUUUGGGAUGGGCGCCGUAUUGCAGGAAGGCUCGGCACGAAGGAUGCUCGCGGCAACAUGAUCGCUGCUCGGGAUAAGCGGGUUCAUGCUGAGGCCAGGCGAGUGUGGAAUCGCGCGUUCACCCCGGCCUCCGUCAAGGCAUACGAACCUAUCAUCAUCCAUUGCUUGGAGGAACUGAUGGACCGACUCAAAGAAGCUGCAGCAGAAGAAAUGGUUUUUAGCACUUCAUUCAAUUUGCUACAAGACGGCGACAAGAGCGGCUUGUGGCACCUGCUGGAGUCGGCUCUCUAUCCGCCGGCGCUGACAGAGCAGAUCCCAUGGACGACGAAAAUCGUCAUGUACCUGCCAUUUAUCGGCAAGCAAAUGAAAACUCUGGGAAAGUUGGCUUACAAGCAGGUCGCCCGCCGACGGGAGGAAGGCUCGCCUCACAAGGAUUUGUUUUACCACCUUAUGAAUGAAGGUCAUGUAGAUGACUUUGAGCCGCUUCCAUUCCCUACGCUUGUCUCCAAUGCGGUUACCGCUAUCGUAGCAGGCUCCGAUACAACUGCCACCGCACUGAGCAAUGUAUUCUAUUUCAUGCUCUCUCGCCCUGAGUGCUAUGCUCGUCUACGCGACGAAAUAGACGCGGCGUUCCCCGCAGGAGAAGGCCUCGCAAACGAUUCAGCGAAGCUGGCCAAUAUGGCUUAUCUCAACGCUGUCAUAAACGAGGCCCUUCGUCUCUAUCCGUCUGUCAUUACCUGCUUGCAACGUGGCCCCACAGCUGGCAGUGGCGGCCACAUGAUUGGCACCAAAUUCUUUAUUCCAGAACAUUCGGCCGUGCUCGUGCCACCAUACGUGCUUCAUCGCGAUCCUCGAUACUUUUCUCCCAACCCAGACGAGUUCAACCCGGAUCGUUGGCUGAUGGCGGGCAAGGACGAGAAUAUAGUUCUCAAUACCAACGCUUAUAUCCCAUUCUCGGCCGGGGCGAUGAAUUGCAUCGGGAAGCCCCUGGCGCUGCUCGAAAUGCGCCUGGUCAUCGUAAACCUCCUACGUACCUUCGACUUCGGUCUGGCCACAGGAUACAAUCCAGAGCAGUGGGAUGCCGAUGUCCGCGAUUACUUCGUGAUACAGAAGGGCCCUCUUCCUGCAUUCGUACAGCUGCGACAGUGAUACAGAUAGAUCUGGUUUUGUGUCAUCAAUGUAAUUGAUAUGUCCGAGUUUGCUUCUUCUUC
Laetiporus sulphureus 93-53 is the source of this 2007-nucleotide messenger RNA. RefSeq names its product cytochrome P450. NCBI's taxonomy places the organism in Eukaryota, Fungi, Basidiomycota, Agaricomycetes, Polyporales, Laetiporaceae. The record is from RefSeq and is a predicted model, not a curated record. The transcript is spliced from 10 exons. Gene Ontology annotation, molecular function: heme binding; oxidoreductase activity, acting on paired donors, with incorporation or reduction of molecular oxygen; monooxygenase activity. The coding region runs from base 179 to 1945 and encodes 588 amino acids.